GAGCGUGUUGAGGGAGGGGGGAGGGGGGACACAGAGGGAGGAAGAAGCGGCGGCGGCGGCGGCUCCUCUUUGCAGAGGGGGAAACUCUUGGGCUGAGAGCAGGAAUAAUGCGGUAGGCAAGGCGGGCUGCUGGCUCCCCCGGCUCUGGCAGCAGCGGCGGCAGCCCGAGCAGCGGCAGCAGCAGCGGCAGCACCCCAGGCAUUGACAGCCCCGCCGGCCGGCUCCCUUGCUGACCGCCGACUGUCAAUGGAGCUGGAAAACAUCGUGGCCAACACGGUCUUGCUGAAAGCCAGGGAAGGGGGCGGAGGAAAGCGCAAAGGGAAAAGCAAGAAGUGGAAGGAAAUCCUGAAGUUCCCUCACAUUAGCCAGUGUGAAGACCUCCGAAGGACCAUAGACAGAGAUUACUGCAGUUUAUGUGACAAGCAGCCAAUCGGGAGGCUGCUUUUCCGGCAGUUUUGUGAAACCAGGCCUGGGCUGGAGUGUUACAUUCAGUUCCUGGACUCCGUGGCAGAAUAUGAAGUUACUCCAGAUGAAAAACUGGGAGAGAAAGGGAAGGAAAUUAUGACCAAGUACCUCACCCCAAAGUCCCCUGUUUUCAUAGCCCAAGUUGGCCAAGACCUGGUCUCCCAGACGGAGGAGAAGCUCCUGCAGAAGCCGUGCAAAGAACUCUUUUCUGCCUGUGCACAGUCUGUCCACGAGUAUCUGAGGGGAGAACCAUUCCACGAAUAUCUGGACAGCAUGUAUUUUGACCGCUUUCUCCAGUGGAAGUGGUUGGAAAGGCAACCGGUGACCAAAAACACUUUCAGGCAGUAUCGAGUGCUGGGAAAAGGGGGCUUCGGGGAGGUCUGUGCCUGCCAGGUUCGGGCCACGGGUAAAAUGUAUGCCUGCAAGCGCUUGGAGAAGAAGAGGAUCAAAAAGAGGAAAGGGGAGUCCAUGGCCCUCAAUGAGAAGCAGAUCCUCGAGAAGGUCAACAGUCAGUUUGUGGUCAACCUGGCCUAUGCCUACGAGACCAAGGAUGCACUGUGCUUGGUCCUGACCAUCAUGAACGGGGGUGACCUGAAGUUCCACAUCUACAACAUGGGCAACCCCGGCUUCGAGGAGGAGCGGGCCUUAUUUUAUGCGGCAGAGAUCCUCUGCGGCUUAGAAGACCUCCACCGUGAGAACACCGUCUACCGAGAUCUGAAACCUGAAAACAUCCUGUUAGAUGAUUAUGGCCACAUUAGGAUCUCAGACCUGGGCUUGGCUGUGAAGAUCCCCGAGGGAGACCUGAUCCGUGGCCGGGUGGGCACCGUUGGCUACAUGGCUCCAGAGGUCCUGAACAACCAGAGGUAUGGCCUGAGCCCCGACUACUGGGGCCUGGGCUGCCUCAUCUAUGAGAUGAUCGAGGGCCAGUCGCCGUUCCGUGGCCGCAAGGAGAAGGUGAAGCGGGAGGAGGUGGACCGCCGGGUCCUGGAGACAGAGGAGGUGUACUCCCACAAGUUCUCCGAGGAGGCCAAGUCCAUCUGCAAGAUGCUGCUCACCAAAGAUGCAAAGCAGAGGCUGGGCUGCCAGGAGGAGGGGGCUGCAGAGGUCAAGAGACACCCCUUCUUCAGGAACAUGAACUUCAAGCGCUUAGAAGCCGGGAUGUUGGACCCUCCCUUCGUUCCAGACCCCCGUGCCGUGUACUGUAAGGAUGUGCUGGACAUCGAGCAGUUCUCCACUGUGAAGGGCGUCAAUCUGGACCACACAGACGAUGACUUCUACUCCAAGUUCUCCACAGGCUCUGUGUCCAUCCCAUGGCAAAACGAGAUGAUAGAAACAGAGUGCUUUAAGGAGCUGAACGUGUUUGGACCUAAUGGUACCCUCUCGCCAGAUCUGAACAGAGAUCACCCUCCGGAACCGCCAAAGAAAGGGCUGCUCCAGAGAAUCUUCAAGCGUCAGCAUCAGAACAAUUCCAAGAGUUCGCCCAGCUCCAAGACCAGUUUUAACCAUCACAUAAACUCCAACCACGUCAGCUCGAACUCCACCGGAAGCAGCUAGUCUCGGCUCUGGCCUCGAAGUCCACCGUGGAACCAGCCCAGACCCUUCUCCUUAGAAGCGGAAGUAGUGGAGCCCCUGCUCUGGUGGGGCUGCCAGGGGAGCCCCCGGGAGCCGGGGAAGGAGGCCGUCCAUCCUGUCGACGUAGAACCUCGAGGUUUCUCAAAGAAAUUUCCACUCAGGUCUGUUUUCCGAGGCGGCCCCGGCCGGGGUGGAUUGGAUUUGUCUUUGGUGAACAUUGCAAUAGAAAUCCAAUUGGAUACGACAACUUGCACGUAUUUUAAUAGCGUCAUAACUAGAACUGAAUUUUGUCUUUAUGAUUUUUAAAGAAAAGUUUUGUAAAUUUCUCUACUGUCUCAGUUUACAUUUUGUAUAUUUGUAUUUAAAUGAAAGUGAGACUUUGAGGGUGUAUAUUUUCUGUGCAGCCACUGUUAAGCCAUGUGUUCCAAGGCAUUUUAGCGGGGAGGGGGUUACCAAAAAAAAAAAAAAAAAUGUGACUCAAGACUUCCAGAGCCUCAAAUGAGAAAAUGUCUUUAUUAAAUGUAGAAAGUGAUCCACACUUCACCUUUAAAGGA
Messenger RNA from Nomascus leucogenys (northern white-cheeked gibbon), 2591 nucleotides. RefSeq names its product G protein-coupled receptor kinase 5 (gene GRK5). The record is from RefSeq and is a predicted model, not a curated record. Gene Ontology annotation, biological process: regulation of signal transduction; protein phosphorylation; signal transduction. Gene Ontology annotation, cellular component: cytoplasm. NCBI's taxonomy places the organism in Eukaryota, Metazoa, Chordata, Mammalia, Primates, Hylobatidae. Gene Ontology annotation, molecular function: ATP binding; G protein-coupled receptor kinase activity.